CAACGAGAAGGGGGGAGGAAAAACAAAAAAAACCUUUCUUGGUAGCCCCACCAGCAUUUUACGUUCCGAGACGCCGAAGUUGUGACGAAUUGAUCGUGUGCGUUUUUUUUCUUCCUUGAUCGUGUCGCCAGCAGUCCGCUAAUAUUCCGCUGAAUGGCUGGCGUCCAUUGCGAUUCCACCGACAUCGUUGGGAAGCAAGAGUGCGUUGUUUAGAGCAGCAGAAAUCCAACGAUGGAGCAGCUGGUGCUGGGCCUCUUUCAGGAGCAGCUGUCGAAGGUGCGUAGCAUCGGUCUCGGCGGCGGAGGCGGAGGCAGCCGAACCCACAACGGUGGUUUCUGCUGGAAUACUCAAAGUGAACCCGCGACCCAAUUCUCCCUCAAACUCAAAAUCCUCUUUUUUCCUUAUGGUUGUUGGGUGUGUCUUCUUGCAGGUCAUCAUAGGCUUUCGAAAAGAGCAAGUAAAUGCUAAUCUUUUGAAUGGAAAGGGUGAAAUCCGGGACGUCAACCUCAAUUGUUCCUUGCUCAACGAAUCAUUCGCUAGACUCUUUCCUUAUGUUCGACUCGAGGAGAUCCAUGUGAGCCGGAUCGGCUUCCACGUCACCUCGUGGACCAAUCUGCGAAGGGCACCCAUCAUCGUCGACAUUGGUCACGUGAUCGCCAGGGUGGAGGAGCCCCUGGGCCUCCUUCCCCCCAGCGAGCUGAAAGUCAUCCAGAUCAUUACGGAAAGCGAGCUAAUAAAGCGGUUGUCCGAGGGUUUCGUGCCGUUCAGUGUCGGAAGUUCGUAUGGCUUGGCGGAUCGGAUAGUCGACAACAUGGUGGUCGAUCUGGAAUCGUUCCGACUGGAAUUUCAAACCUAUGGAAAAUUCAAAACCAGGCGACCGGGACCAUGGAUGCCGCCCCUGCUCCAAAUAGAAAUGAAACACAUAAAAGCAUGCAUGGUAGAUCCCGAGGGCUGCGAGGGCACCCCCGAUCGUGUAUGGGCCCACAACCAGGGCCGCAGAGACAACUUCUUGAUCUACAGAAAGGUACAGGGGGAAUGCAAGAUACGGCUUUCGCCCCAGGAUCCGAGCCUCAACGAGCAAGAAAACGGCGAAUCGUACCGGGACAUUGCAAGCCUGAAACUGGAGAUCCAAAUCGCCACGGAACGCCGGUUGCGAGACGGUGCGGUCAUGGCGUGCCAGUUCGACGUGACAAUACCCGAAGUGGACGUCGACGUCGACUCGAGGGAUGUUCGUCAACUGGCACACUUUGCUUCCGGACUGCAAUAUUGUUUGGCAAAAGACAGAUCGUUCGAAGAUCCUUUGAAGCCUUUCGUCAAGAAAGACGAUCUGUCGUCGUCGUUGUCCUCGUCGUCGUCUCCGGAGUUAUCGGGGGACUCGGACGACUCUAGGGAAAUUAAAGACGACUUUGAUAGCGACUCACUGGACGACUCUUAUAGUGGUACAGGCGAUGCAAGCUCGGCCGAGGAGGACGGAUCGGUCUCUUCGCGAGACAGCGCCGAUGAAGGUGCCGGAGCCGAAGAUUCCUCCGUUGCGAAGGAAGGGUCGUCGUCUACGCACCGCAGCUCGACUCCGUCGGCAAAGGACCGACGAAGGUUCGAGCGAUCGGUGAUCGUGCUGCCCAACAACCAAAUCAUAUACAACAGCGUAACCAUGACGUGUUCGAUCCACGACAUUGUGCUGAGGGGGUCUUACCAGGGCAACGGGGAAAAUGCUUAUCUCGAAUGCGUCGCAAAGGGUUUCGUCGCCGAGGCCAUCUGGCCGAAAAGCAACACGGAACGAGGCAUGUAUGUGCAGCUUUCGACAUCCUUUGUGUCGAUACAAGAACGCAUCGGCCAUCACAAAAGAACACUGUUGUUGGGCGGGAUGCAACGGGACGACCAUCUUUCCCGCCACCUGCCCUCGCCCAAGCCACGGGAAGUGUGUGUCGACGAUUUUUUCCCGUUGUUCGAACGAAGGAGUCUUCGAGACGAUCCUCUCGAUGUACGGCAUUUGUUCCCCACCCAAGCAUUUGGGCUCAAGACGACAAUCGACUUUCUGGAGGACAAGGACGAUGUCACGCUUGGCAGUUUUAUUGUUUACCACGAGGUGGGUGUGAAUGAGAUGGACAUUGUUCUCGAUACGGCUGUCUUUCUUCGAAUAACAAGAUUCAUCAUGGGCAUGGACGGACAAGGGUUCGACCCACGGUGGGAUACAGGAGAUUGGAUCGACCUGUUGACUCCCGACAUGUUGUGCAAUCCAUCCGAGACCCUGCACCUCGACGAAUGCAUCCAAGAAUGCACGCAGAUCUUUUUAGACGAGAACCUGAUGAUUUCCUCCGACCUCUUGAACAUAACUGCCCGGUUCGCGAACAUGGAAAUGCGCAUUCCCUCUGCGGUUCAAGAGAGUUUGAGGUCGUGCGACAUCACACUCAAGUGGAAGGAAACCACAUUCGUUGUCUCCUCGGCUCUUCCUCGCACUUUUUUGACCGGUCGAAUCGGGAAUUCCAUAAGCGGAGACGACCGACCGGAUGGUGCAACGGAAUUGAUUGACUUUCCAAACGAUCCGUCCGACAUAUGUUACAAAUACAAGGACGGCUUGGCGGGGCAGGGCAUCUCGACGUUUCGGUUGCAACUCACGACGCUUGGGUUCGAAGUCAACAUCGUUCCCGUUGUUCCUUUUUGCACGGCACCAGAGCCGCAAAAGUUCGUUGCUAUCGGUGAAUCCACCUCUAUUUUCUGCUUUGAAGGAAAGGCUCCUACAACGGGGAAAAACAAGACCAAAAUCACUGUGUUUCUUUCGGUUCUGAUUCAGGAACUUAUUCUGAACAUCGAUUUCGAUUUAUUGGCCGGAGCAACUUGUACGCUAUUGUUUCACAAGAAAAACAUUGUCGACAUUAUAGAAAUAUUCGGUGACUCCAUCAUCCGUUCUCGGGAUGCGCCACCAGAUACUAAUAAGAUCAAGAAGGGCAUGAGAGGUCGAAGGGUUCUUGCGAGACGCCACAUGGCGCAAAGCCGAGAGACCGGGGGCCUCGUCGUCAUCUUUUGCCUGCAGCAGAGACAUUUUCGGCUGAAAGUUUGGCGGCAGAACGUGCCGGUAAGAAGCCCCCUGCGUGACAACUUACGGUCAGCAAAUGGUUCUACGAACCAACACAAGGAAGAAUUCAUCGACCUCUUAGCAAUUGUCGACUACGGCAUGAGAGACCUCGAAAUUGGUAUUGAAUUUGACUUCCACUCGAAAUCUGGCCAUCGGACUGUGAUGAAGUCGUACAUCACGAGCGCAAACUUGAAAGUUGUCGAUCUCGCAAGAGAGAUCGAGAACAACGUGUGUCGUAGUCGUGAAGGAACGGCAAAAGAAGACGAGAGUGCGCAACCCGAUCUUAAAGAUUUGUGUUCUUUUGGAAGUGAGCAAUUGCCCUGUGGAUUGGAACCAUCUGGUAGAGCUCAGCACUUUGCUUUCCGAUUGGAAGCUCAUCACAAAAAUAAUUCUCAGUCUUGGUCUAUGGCGGCCGAUGUUUCCGCACCUUCGACAGUAAACCUCGACGCGGAAGCAUUCAGAAAUGCAACCCUGCUGAUUAUUGAGGCUUUGCUGUUACCUUCAUGGUCAAAGGACCCGAUCAUGGAAAAUAAAACAUCUGUUUUCCCUCCGAAUACCGUUGGAGCGUUGUUUGAUUCGGUUGUAGCAGAGUUGGUAGGAGACCAAAGUGUUGCCUUUUUGGAUUUGGACAGUAUUGAAAUCGAUACUAAUUCAUGUGAGCCCAUCGUGGAACGCGUGCUUCGAUCAAUAUGCAAGAUGUUCUUCCCCUCGAACUUGCAAGUAAUUCUCCUGCGAGCCGAGAUAGCGAACCUUAUGAUUAGCAUACCAUCUGAGAAUAACGGCGAAGAGAAAAAGAAAAGCAAGCUCAGCUUUCUAUUGAAUAUGACAGAUUUGAUUACAAGAUUUUACCCCAUCCAUGGGUCACCACCAAGCGAGAUUGAGCAGGUAUUAGCAUGCAAAGGAACAGAUUGGUCAACAUUGAUCAAUACAGACAAAGCGGGUUUCUAUCAAUCUAUUUUCUCGAGGCAAAGCCUAUUUUCUAUGACCGAAGAAGAAGAUGGUGAUAUUCUUGAGAGGGUGGUACAUCCUUUUGAAAUCAGACUAACUUACUCAGGUGCUUCGGUAGAUCUCUCGAUGAACAAAGGCAUCAUGAUUGAUGACAUACGCCUGAUUGAAAACAUUCAAUCAAGAUUGAAAUCUGCAGUUGAGAUUUCUUCAGAAAGAUUUGCUGAAAUUUGGACCGUUUUGAGAGCAAUCUUGGACCGCGAUGCAACGAAAAGAUCUGCAUCAGAAUUGCCCAUAACAUCCUCGGGAGUAAAUAAAUUGAACGGUGGAACGAAGGGUCAGAGAAAAUCUUCUGUUGUCUUCGAGAUACGAAAACUUCUUGAGAAGGCAAACGACGAAUUCAGUCGCUAUGAAUGUGACGUUCGGAAUAGCAUGAAAAAAAAGGAUGAUGAGUUGGAGUCAAUGAAAAUCAAGCUAUUCAACAAAGAAAGGGAGCGCUUUGGUGCAUUGUCAUUGAUAUCAUCUCGUGUGGCCGGGUGGGUUCGAAUGGGGGGCCAACACCGCUCAGGACAGAGAGCAGUGAAAAAGUCGAUGCUCUGGCCGUUUUGGGCAAUUCUUCGAAAAGAACUUCUUAUUCUGUACUCGCGUCCAGGGGAGCCAAAGCCAUCUGACAUCAUCUCGUUGGUAAAUGCUAAAAUACAUGCGCUUUCCGGUGGGAACAGUAAACAGGAUACCAAGAGAGCUUUUGGAAUUGUUGAGAGCUCUGGUAUGAUACGCUACUUUGUAACAGGCAAUGCACAGGAAUAUGAGCUCUGGACAAGGGAAAUAAAUUUUGCAAUUCUGUCUUUCAGUGACGCGACUAUCCAAUCAUCUAGCGAAAACGCGAUUGAUGAUAAUGCGUCACAGUCUGUUGGAAUAGGAGACCAGAAUGAUAAUCCUGUGAGAGCUAGCAUAAGAAAUAGUGGGAUCGGAAACAGGUUAUCGUCGGCAUUUCAAUCUGCAAGAUUCAGAAGAGGAGAGAUGACCGACCAAACGCAGUCCGCAUCCUCUAUGGAUCAAUCAAAUCACGACGAUGAUUCAUCGGUAUUGCCAAAUGCUGUUGUGGAAGAUUCAGAAGCAGACGAUGGACGUAGCACAACACCUACCCUGGAUUCGAGCUCGACCACAUCGAGAAGAGCAGAGUUUGGCAAAAAGCUUUCAGGAGUUGGGCAGGUCACGAAAAAUCGACUUGGAUCUGCACUGAUGAAUGUGCGUCAAAAAGGGGCCGAGAUUUCAAGACGAAAUCUUGAGUACAAUCCUUUGAGCUUUUCAGAGGCAGACGAGAGCGUCGAGGAGGAACUUGGUUCUGCUGCUGCCGACGCAUCGACAGACACUAGAAAUUCGUCGAGAGGCGUAGAACCUUCAAGAGAUUCGACAUAUUCCUUGUCGUCCAGCUUUCGAAACAGAGAUACUGCUAGACAGGAUGUGACGAAUAGACGUGGCUCGCGAUUCAGUUUUCGGAGGCAGCAAGACGAUUCACUAGAUGACUCCUUGUUUGGGGGUGAAUUAUUGACGUUGAAAAAUAUUUACAUUGAUGAAAGGAACAGCCCCCCGGUCAACGCAUUGGAUCAACAGGUGAAGCCAUUGAAGGUUUUCAAAGAGAAGUGGAUUGUGGUGGUUAGUGAGAUUGAAAAUAGUGCUGCAUCUACACUUAUGGAAACUUCUACGGAGUCUCCUGUUACAUCGAUGGGACAAGCUGAGGAGACGUCUCAAAAUAAGCAUCCUGAAAGUAGCAACGAGGAAGUGGAUAUUGAACGAACCGAUUCCGAUGAUCAUCCGAAAAGCAAACGGUAUUUCCCUCGUUUUGUAGUCAAGGUUUCGCAAAUAAAAUCUGUGAAAGCUGAAGAAGGUUUAAUCGUCAAGCAAUGGAGCUUUGGAGACGUACUAAAGUUGUACUCGAACGUCUCCGAAGCGAUCGAAGCUGACUUGCCACGUCUUGUUGGAAAAUACUCCUAUGGCACGGAUCAAGCAUGUACCCCCUCCGCUGGAAGACCGCCCAGUGCAGUUCAGGCCGAAAAGGUGAUUUCAUGGGGGCGGGUGCUCGGAGGGCUUCUUGCUGCUGCAGAUCAUGAAGACUGCACCCAAGGCCUUCGACAAUACCAAUGCGAAUGCAUUGAAAACUUCUUGAACAGCUUGCUCGAAUGUCCCCUUCCCAUCGACGCCAUCAUGUUGUUGUCGGAAAGUCUAGGUAUAGACUGUGCAACGAAAAGCAUUGAAUCUACCAUUGAAACUGAUGAGAGCAAUAUCUGCGCUAGCGAAUCUGUCGACGACUGCGAAGACUCUGAUACACCGAAACAGGACGUGUUCGAAAAGGUUGAAACACCGAAAAUCCCAGCGCGAAAUCUUGGUGGAAGUGUUUUGAGUCUACUAUCGUCUUGCGAUGCCGAACUUCAGCAAUUCGAAACCAAGAAUGGAACGGUGGGAGAAAUCCAAGACCCUCAAGCUGCCACGAAUACCGAGGCUGCCGCCAUUUUUCGACCUAUAGUGUACGAUCCCUUGAUCCCUCCGUCGCUGACCGAUCAGGUCCACGAGUCGCUUCACCAAGCCCUGUCGAACGUCAUUAUCGAACGCGACGAGAUCCACGCACAGCUCAUUGGCACGAACGUAAUGCACACCCAUAUCCUGGAACGAAUGCGGAAGAAAAUCGAGCGGCUCGAACUUUCCGCGACGUUCAGCCAGGAGAUUGCCCGGGUGCAGCGGCUGCAAGACCUGCAAACCCCCAACCUUGCGAACAUGUUCGGAAAGGCCGACUAUCGUGUCGAGAUGCUGCGGAACGAGAUCGAUCGAAAAAUCGAAAAGGUCCACCACGUCAUCCGAAACGACGACGGCGAUGCCGAGAUGAUGCAGCUGUGCAGCCAGCUGGCCGGCGAAAUCGCCACCCGGACCUCCAACGAGCUCGAGAUCCAGCGCCUGCAGACCGUCCGAGAGACGGAGCGCAAAACCGAGGCCGCGGAACAGGAGGCCCUCCGGGCCGAGCUCUUGGCCGCGAGGGCAUUACUCGAACGCGAGCGAACGGAAACGGCCCACUGGAAAUUGCUGUACGAGCAAUGCCAGGCCAACAACAAAGACGCAUAGUAGCAUUAGCAUUAGCAAUAGCAAUAGCAAUGGCAAUGGCAAUGGCAAUGGCAAUGCAGAAAUUGGAUAUUUG
Molecule: messenger RNA, 7205 nt
Organism: Pseudo-nitzschia multistriata
Lineage: Eukaryota; Bacillariophyta; Bacillariophyceae; Bacillariales; Bacillariaceae
Source: the annotation of a GenBank genome assembly